GACCCCGAUGCCCUCGGCGUUGCCGACACGAGGAACUUCUUCCUGGGCAACUCAUAUUCGGUAUACUCCGUCACCUGGCUUGUUCAACAGCUGUUUCUGGCUCGAGGACUUUUCGGUCGCGAGCGCCCCGCAGAGGCUCUGCUCGCGCGGGGCAGCUGCCCGCUGUCCUGGGGCGAGGUCGGCUCGUGCACGAAAAGCGCCGUCGAGCGCGACAGGAAGCUCGCAGCGCAGCUCACAGGGGAGUUCCUCGCGAUCAACGAUCGGAACGGGAGCGACAUCAGAUUGGGCGUUGGCCUGCCACAUCGACCACGGGCGCGGCCGAGAGCGAGCAUCAGCCCCUUCAGCUGGCACCGGCGGGCGUUCUCGCUGUGGCGGCAGGGCAGGGCCGACGUGCGCAUCGACGCGCGCGAGCUGCAGGCGGGCAUUGCGGCCCUGCUGUGGCGUUCGCGACCCGCGAAGCAUCUCAACGCCAGGUUCGCCCACCCGUUCGACUCCCAGGUCGCGGCCUCCAUCGCGACGAAGGGAGAUCACCCAGCGUCAGGCUCCAAUAGCUCCUGCGAAAAGUGGGCAGCCCUCUGCGCGGCAGGGGGCCUCUACCCCGUCAUGGGGUACAUCGCGACAGAGGGCGACCCGGCGCACUCGGCGAAGCGCAGUACUCGACUGAGGCUGCUCAGAGUUUCGGCCGCCACGCUGGGCCGCCACAGGGCCGCCCUCAGAACGGUGCUCGACCAUUGGGGCGCCGCGGGGUUGCAGCCUUCAGAGCCCCUGGACGUUGACGAGGGCGUCUCCGAGUGCAUCGAGAUGCUGUGGGGCGAGGACCAGCCCGUCAGCAAGGCGAACUAUGCAGUCGCCUCCGUCGAUUUCUUUUUCGCCUCAGUGCAGCAGAGCCUCGGGCUGUCCUGGAGUCUCCUGAAGGCCUGGAGGCGGCGCGAGCCGCCCGUGCGAGCCUUGCCGUUCACGCCGGAGCUCAUCCUAGCGAUGGCCGCCGUCGCCAUCGAGCGCAGAGGCUGCUGCGCACGACAGCUCGAGCUGUUCACCCUGCGCAAGAAAUUGGUUGCGACCAUCAGCGGCGAUGCCAUUGUGCGACUGCCUGAGACCAAGACCGUCCACCGCAAAGCGACAACGGGGAUGGUCGCCGUGGACUGCCCCAUCGCGGCGCAGCUAGCGAGGCAGUGGUACGACGGCGCGGCGCCGCUGGAGACCACCAGCAGGCGACCGCCAUCACAGCUCAGAGCUUGCCUCCAGAAGCUGCCGGGUUUCUUCCACCUCGACGGUUUCCGUUUAUCCAGGUACUCGUGCCGCCGCGGCGGCGCCACCUACGACUUCAUGCCCCACCAGAGCAUGGAAACAACGAUCAUGCGAGGCCGCUGGGG
Prorocentrum cordatum is the source of this 1373-nucleotide messenger RNA. NCBI's taxonomy places the organism in Eukaryota, Dinophyceae, Prorocentrales, Prorocentraceae. The record is from the annotation of a GenBank genome assembly.